Daktulosphaira vitifoliae (grape phylloxera) is the source of this 1779-nucleotide messenger RNA. Its product is annotated as rhotekin-like. The record is from RefSeq and is a predicted model, not a curated record. Gene Ontology annotation, cellular component: actomyosin contractile ring. The transcript is spliced from 10 exons. NCBI's taxonomy places the organism in Eukaryota, Metazoa, Arthropoda, Insecta, Hemiptera, Phylloxeridae. Gene Ontology annotation, biological process: actomyosin contractile ring assembly; septin ring organization; mitotic cytokinesis. The coding region runs from base 167 to 1753 and encodes 528 amino acids.
GCGUGCGCUGUGUUAUCGUCAAGUCCAUACCGAUAAAUAUAUGUUUAAAUGAAUUAAUUUCGAGUAGUUUCCGUUUAGCUUUUAAAACUGACAACAUUUCCGACUUACUUCCGAGUUUAACCAUUAUAGGACGAAGUUUUACUGAAUUUUUUCCAAAACUAGUGGCAUGAAUAAUAGUUUUUUGUUAGACUUCAACCAUCACAUUUUACAACCGGCCAUGAACUCUUGUUUCCCUCCGUUGGCUACCCUGACUCUUAAAGACAAGCGGCGAAACUCCGCUUAUUUGGAGUCUACUAUCGCCGGAAAUCAACCCACCUCCGGUGGGGGCAAACCUAAUGUCAUUCAAGACAUGGAAAUGUUUUAUAUCAAGCAAAUAGCUCAUAACCUCAAGGAUUUCGAGCUGGAGCAAAAAAUGGAAUUCGAAAUGAAAAUGCGUGAAGGGACAACUCGGUUGCUGGCUGCCUGUAAACAUCAAACGCAAUCGUUGCAAGCCGCCAAGAGUCUAUUGACUUCUAACGAGCGAAUGACUGCCUACAUAGCAGAAUUGCAUAGAAAGAGUCGAGAGCCACCGCAAAUUGGAUGGAACGGAGGCAAAGCAAGGGUGUCUCUUUCUGAUUUAAGAUUACCUCUCAUGUGGCGUGACACAGACCAUUUCAAAAAUAAAGGAGACUAUAGACGAUUUGCAGUGUUCUGCUUGGCUAGAAUAGGAACACAGGUCUACGAUACUGGGCUCCAGUUUCCGGUGGAUAGAUCCAUGACUGAUGUAACGUUUAAUGACACUCUUAUGUUUGAAAAUGUUGGACCAGACUUUAAACUCGACUUAGAAGUGUAUGCACAUGUAUUGCGUGAUGACCUCUCAAUAGCGACUACUUCUAGAAAAAUAAAAAAUACUUUACAUAGCUCUAUUAGCCGCACCGUGGGGAAAAAAUUAGCUGCCACUUUACGAGACGAAUUAAAUAGUGGUAAAAUUGGGCCAAGUUUUGAGCUGAUGGCAUCUGCAAAAUUAACUCUGGACGAAGUUGAUGAUAGGGUUCAUACACAUGAUAUGAAAAUAGAAAGCAUUCAAAAUCGUAGUCAUCAAUUACCUUUAUUUGGACAUUUUUGUUGUCGCUUGGCUGCUCAACCUCAAUGUGUGUCAUCUCCAGUAUAUUCCGGCUAUGUCAAGUCACGGGAUGUUUCAUCUCUUCUAUGGGCACGUCUUCAAAGAUUUGAACUAUCAUUAUGGUUAUCUGCUAAUGAAGCUGACUGCCAACCACCUCAGAAUUCCUAUAGAGUAGAUAAACAUACAGUUAUUAGAGCAUUAAAGUCGAAUAAUGAAAUAGAAAUUUCAAAUCAAGUAGAAAAAAAAACUAUUUCUUUUAUAUUUAGAGCGAAUAAUGGCGAAGAUAAAGGAAACUGGCUUAAACAUCUUGUACAACAUUCAAAAGAAUAUUAUAAAUGGAAAAAAGCUGCUGAAAAUAUUAUGGAGGUACAGCUGUUAGAAAAUAAUAGACACUCAUUUGUUAAACCUGAGCGACAAGGAUCUCUUUAUGAUGAAACACCGUUACUUGAAACAAUUGAUAAAGAUAAUCAUAGACCUACUGUGUUGGAUAUAUUUUCCAAUCAAGAACAAAAUUCAACAACGAGUCUUACUUCAUAUUCAUCUACUGGUUCUCGUGAGUUACGUUCUAAUUCAUCAUCAUCAUCAUCUAUUGUAAGCAGUAGUAGUAACCAAAAAUCAAGAUCUCAUUGGCCUUUUUCAAAAAAAACAUAAUUACAUUUAAAUGUACAUCGAUGAAG